GAUGGCGUUGCCAAUGGGAGUUAGAACUCCCGGUUUCGCUUCGUCCGCCCGCUAUUCUCCUUCCCCGAUCUCGGAGACGCGUCGCAGGCCCAACAUUUCGAUUCUAAGAGAGGAGCGAGGAAGAGGCAGUCAGUGGGACUGGGAUGGGGUCGUGCGUCUCGAGGCCGGGUGGUUGCGUGGGAGGGCGGCGGAGAUCGCCGGGAGAGACGCGGCGGCGGCGGAGGACGACGAUCAGGCGGCGGGCGUCGACGCGGAGGACGAUGGAGAGGAUCGACGAAGCCGAUCCCGUGAUUCAAGCUAUGGCAUCAGCCGGGAGCAUCGAGGAAGCAUGGUUUGACACUUUCUCUGUGGUAGAAUCAGAUGAAGAGGAUUUCCAGAGCGUUCAGGAUGGCAAUCUUGCAGUCAUAACGAGCCCUUCGUCUUCUAAAGAUGACAAUCUUGGAGUCGUCAACCCAAAUGCUUCAUCCAUCUCUUCUUUUGACCAAAAGCAGAAUGGACGAAAAUUAUGGGAUCAGGCUUCGGUGAACUUGGAGAAUACUGUGAUAGCCUCUGUGAGUCAUGAGGAUGUGUCAGUCACUUCUGCGGACGAAAAUGCUGGUCAGGGUGACGACGGGAUAUUGGACAGUUGUGGUAUUCUGCAAAACAAUUGUUUGCCAUUCCUUGUCGUCACAACAUCCACAGUUGAAAAGCGAAAAGCCCUAAGCUCCAGUCCACCAAACUCGGCCAAAAAGGCUUCUUUGAAGCUUUCUUUCAAGCGGAAGUCAGGGGAAGCACAUGCUACAUCAACAUUAUUUUCUGCAAAGGCCUUCCUUGAAAAGCCACUAGCAGGAUCUCAGGUCCCGUUCUGCUUGCUAGAGAAGAAAAUGCUUGAUAGCUGGUCACACAUUGAGCCCAGUAUAUUCAGAGUUCGGGGUGGGCAUUACUUUAGGGAUAAGAAGAAAGAUUUUGCUCCAAAUUAUCCAGCAUAUUGUCCAUUUGGUGUUGAUGUCUACCUAUGCCAGCAGAAAAUUAAUCACAUCGCUCGAUUUGUGGAACUUCCUGUUUUAAAUCCAUCAAGCAAGUUCCCACCUAUUCUUGUAGUUAACAUUCAGGUUCCACUCUAUCCUGCUACUAUUUUUCAGAGUGAAAAUGAUGGUGAAGGAAUGUGCUUCGUCUUAUAUUUUAGGCUGUCUGAAGGCUACUCGAAGGAACUUCCAUCUCAUUUCUUGGAGAAUAUUAGAAGGCUAAUUGAUGAUGAGGUAGAAAGGGUCAGAGGUUUUCCUAUGGAUACACUGGUUCCCUUUCGAGAAAGGUUAAAAAUACUUGGUCAUGUAGCAAAUAUGGAGGAUCUUCCUUUAAGCAGUGCUGAGAGGAAGCUUAUGCAUGCGUACAAUGAGAAGCCAGUUCUCUCUCGUCCUCAGCAUGAUUUCUACCUGGGUAAAAAUUACUUUGAGAUUGAUCUGGACAUGCAUAGAUUUAGUUACAUAUCCAGAAAAGGAUUUGAAACAUUUCUUGACAGGCUGAAGCUGUGUGUAUUGGAUUUUGGCCUAACGAUACAGGGAAACAAACCUGAAGAACUACCAGAACAUAUAUUAUGCUGUGUGCGGUUAAAUGGGAUUGACUAUUCCAAUUACCUUCAACUUUCAGUUCAUUGACAUUGACGACAAAGAGAUUGAUCGUCUUUAUAUUAACAUUUUCAAAUGUGUAUGCUUCAUUGCAACUGAAGCAGCCAUGGACAACACAAAGAAUGACUUGCGGAAGUAGUCAUGGAUAGACAUGAAGAAGACUUUUGCAAGUUCUUAGAAAGUGUCCUCUUUGACAAUGGAUAACUGCCAGGAGGGUUUCUUCCUGUGGCAAAAUAAAGUUCAAUCUGCUAGUAGAUAGUCAGGAAAGUUGCUUCUGGAAUUUUUUAAUCAACCGAAGCAAUUGAUAACCAUUAGCCAUCCGUAAGCUGCACAUGAAAGAGUUGCAACUUCAAAGGCAUGGAUAGUUUUCCUUGGAUUACAAAUUCUGUUCAAAGUGUCACCCAAAGAUGCCACUGUUGUAGCUUCCCUGAAGAACGACAAAAAACAAUAUUCAAUUUUGUUGAUCCAUGAAAAAUAUGGUAAUCUUUUCUGCUAUUGUUCUGCUCCACCUCCUAAAUCUUGAUCUAGAUCUCUCAGAUUUUGCAUUUCCUGCUUCAAGAUCAGCUUAAGUGCAAAAAGAACUCCCAUUCAGUCAAGUCUUCGAGGGGUUUGCAAUGAGGUUGAAGACUCAAGAAUGAGCACAAUAGAGGCAAGAGUUAUAUGGAUUUUCUCCAAUUUGGUUGCCUUGUUUGUUGAUAGCAGAGAUUGAGGGUGAGGAAGUAGAACAAAUGCUUGUAUUUCUUCAGCCUAUUAGAUUGUGAUAUGUAAUCUAGCAAGAGAGAACAUAGAGCAAACAAAAAGAACAAAGGUGAGAAUACAAUUAUGCUCUUUUAUGUAAACAUUUAUUGUUCA
This is a messenger RNA of Musa acuminata subsp. malaccensis (wild Malaysian banana), 2456 nucleotides long. RefSeq lists its product as uncharacterized. The record is from RefSeq and is a predicted model, not a curated record. NCBI's taxonomy places the organism in Eukaryota, Viridiplantae, Streptophyta, Magnoliopsida, Zingiberales, Musaceae.